AUAAUUUCCCCCAUUGCCCACAAACCACUUCCUUUUCUACCCAUGAAUUCUUCUUCAUGUUCACAGCAGACAGAAAGCUGAUGCCUCUGUGUCAGGCAAGCAUGAAGACAGUUGCAGUAACUUUCUAUCUCUUCUGCUUUCAGUUUGAAGCCUUGUGUGGAGCUGAUACCUGCUCAUCAAGGUUGUGCAAAAAUAUAGAUAAGUUUCAGGUCUCGGACCCCCAGGGAAUAGUAAAAUUUGAAGAUGGAAAAUUCAAGUUAAUAUUCCAAAAUCCCAAAAAUGUGAGUGAGUUCAGCAUGACCCUCCUCAAAGGGCAUGAAAAGAAGGCAAUCUGUGCACUCCAUGUGAGUAAGAAUAAAGCUGUCCCAAAGAGUAACGUCACCUACUGCCAGGCAGAGCAUUCGAAUACCAGCACCACCUUCAUUCUGACAAAUCUGGACAGAAAACACAUUGACACUUACACCUGCUGCCUGGAGAGUUUAUUACCCCCCCCUUACAUAGACUGCCACUUGAAAGAAACCUAUUUGUACAUCCAAGAUAAGGAAGACUGCUUUUCACAAGGAAUCACGUCAUGGAUAAUUAUUGGCCUGAUUGCAUUUGCCCUGAUUUCAUGUGUUUGCUGUGUAGUAGCCUGCCGCUUAAGGAACAAGAAUCAGCAGUGUGAAUCCAGCUCCCAUGAGUACAACAGUGAAUACAUGCCCAUGGCAGCAGUGAAUGCAGCUAAAAAACCAAGAAUCUGAGGUUUAAGUUGCUUAUGGCAUAGAAAUUUUGGCAGCAGAAGUUUCUAGCUACUUGAACCUCGAUAACAGGAAAUCAGCAUUUCCUCACCUUCCUCUGCCUCCCUGAGCUCUUAUGAUGGCCCUGUGCUCAGUCGUGAUACUGAUAUCUAGUACUAGUAUUGUUCUAAACUGUUUUGCUCUCACCUUGUGUGUUAACUGGCACACUUCCUGAUCCACUGACUUGUGCAUGAAGUGCUAACAAUGUGUUAAAGAUGUCAGCUUUUUUUAGCUGAAGAAAAUGUUGUGUUUGCCUAAGAGUAGAUUCCCGUAGUGCCGCAACAGAGAGAACUUCUAUUUUCUACGGUCUCUAUGGUAAACUUUCCACUGGGAACAAAAGAAAAAGACUACCUCCAAUGCCAAUGCCAGCGCAUUGCACAAGCCCUUUUGUUAGGGCUAAUCUAUGAUGCCAUGAAUUCAUCCUAAUAUUUGCUGUCAAACUUCCUGGCACCACGCUAGGAGUGAGCAGUAUGCACACAUUCUCCUGCAAACUGUGAGAUAGCAGGGAAACAAAACCUGAGAAAGCACAGCAGAGACUUUACUAUGACUCAGAACCUCAAGUAUACGCAGCUGCAUUUUUCGUAUUUGUGUUGUCUGUACAUCUUUGCCAUUUGUACAUUAGAGGGCCUCUUAUUUAAUUAAAUUCUGGAGUCCACAAAACCAGUGUAUUCAUGGACUCUGCUUUGCAACUAUCUACCACUUCCCUAGUGAAUUUAGGGGUUACUUGACAAGCGGAUUGCUCAGAGCCUAUAAUAUGAAUGAGAUAAUUGAAUGAAUGAGUAAAUGAAUUAAAUGAUCAAUCCUUCACUCUAUUUGUGAAAUCUAUCAAAACUCUGGACCAUAAAUGACCAACUGGGAAUCCUACCUGAAUAUAUUGCUAACAUUUGGCUGCAUGAAGCAGAGCAGCGCACUGUCGAGUCUCUUUGUAAUUAUUUGGCAAAACAAAUACUUGGUCAGAGGAUACAAUGCUCUUUGUCUGAUAAAUGGAAGGCUGGUUUCAAAUUUGAUAGGGUAAACAGGGAUCAUCAGGCAUGGAAAGAAAGUAAGCUGGUAUGUCAAGAACAGAGUUUUCCUCAACAGAACUCUGAAUACAUAGAGGUAUUGCAGAGAAAAGGUACAGAUUGGUCACUGUGACAUUAAGAAAAGUGAAAACGAGAAAGGUACUGAAAGAAGUGAGGACUGCCAAUUUAGCAGGAGCUAAUCCACUAAGACAACCAGCUCCUAGGUACAGAUGCAGAGGGGCAGCCUGGCAUGCUGGGUAACAUUCUUUUCUGUUGUUCCAUCACAUAAUUUUGCCAGUUUUCUUAAGCUCCCUAACAAACAAAACUAUCCUCCACAAAUACAUUGUUUCAAUAUUUUGAAAAUCACUGGUAAAAAAAUUGGAUUUGAAAAUUAUCAGUGAAUAAUAACCUCUAUUGCUUAUGAUAAAUGCUUGAUAUAAAAUACUGUGUAACAGAGAAAUCUUACUCCCUGGAACUUCCAACCAGACUGAGAAAGAAAUUCAUGGACUAAAGAAUUUCUGAAAGAAUGGAAAAACUGAGGUUUGCCUUGGGAUGCUGCUGUGAAAAAGAUAUGUCAAAAUAUGUUGUACUCUAGAAAGAAAAAUGGAUUAAAUCCACUGUAACAAA
This is a messenger RNA of Phasianus colchicus (ring-necked pheasant), 2404 nucleotides long. It is a transcript of the gene ICOS, whose product is annotated as inducible T cell costimulator. Gene Ontology annotation, biological process: T cell costimulation; T cell tolerance induction; cell-cell adhesion. The record is from RefSeq and is a predicted model, not a curated record. Lineage: Eukaryota; Metazoa; Chordata; Aves; Galliformes; Phasianidae.